Messenger RNA from Parnassius apollo (apollo), 360 nucleotides. The record is from the annotation of a GenBank genome assembly. NCBI's taxonomy places the organism in Eukaryota, Metazoa, Arthropoda, Insecta, Lepidoptera, Papilionidae.
AUGUUAUGGGAUUCGAAAGAUCCAGAUCAUCUAAAUAAAAUCAAGCGAGAAGAUUGCUGGAGGAAGAUCUCUAAGCAAAUGAAGUUACCUAUACCCGAGUUGAAAAAGAAACUUGACUCUACAUACGACCAAAAGCAAGGUAAUAUCACUGGUUCAGAGCAAUCCUUCUCAACAACCAGGACCAUCACAACAACUUAUGCCAUCGCCACAACAACCCGAGCCAUCCCCACAAGAACCCACGCCAUCCCCACAAGAACCCACGCCAUCGCUACAAGAACCAUUGCCACCGCCACAACAACCAUUGCCAUCGCCACAACCAUCGCGAAAGAAAAGACUGCUGAAUACGAAUGCACCAAAUGA